GAUUUCAAAUCUCCUUCUUUUCUUCGAUUUCCCAACAAAGAUCUCUCAGUCUCUCUGUGAAACGAUGGCUGGAAGAGGAAGAGGAAGGAAGAGACAUAACACUCCAAACAUCGCUCAGAGAGCCGCCGGAAGUCCUGGUGGACGACCUAAUACUCUACCGGCGCAGUACAACUUCACGCCGGCGGUCCAACAUCCUCCUCAGCUGCAAACGCCUGAAGUACAACCUCCUGUUUUGCCAGUACAGUCGAGGACAGCCCAUCUUCGGAACUAUCCACCGCCGCAACAACUUUUCCAGCACUCUUUCACUCCACAACGUGAACCUCAAGUAGGAAGGACGCCUUCAGAAGAAGUACUCCAGAACAAUCAACAGCCACCAGCCACUUCUCAGCAGGCUGCUCCGAUUCUUGAGCAGGAGGCUCCGCCUUCUCCGCCCCAUAACUCUCAGACUCACAGUCAGCCAUCGUCUCAAGGCAACAACUUCGAGGAGUUUCCUCCGGUGUUGCCGGAACUCCAGGAAGACUCACUGCAGGCUCUCAACGACCUACUUGCGGUGCCUGGCAGGGAGAAGCACACCACCGUCCUCAAUCCCGAGCCCAUAGACAAAACUUCAUGGUUUACCCGAGACACGGGAUCGAGACUUGUUCGGAAGAUAACCAAGGUUUUUACAAACAAAUUUGAUGGUCCAUUCUACAGCUGGACAUGUGUGCCUCGUGAUAAACAAGAGAGAUACUUCCUCGAGUUUGCGAAAACCCACACCUGGGAUCCUUUGAUAACAGGGACUGUCCAAUAUUAUUUUGAGUACAUCUGUGGAAAGCGGAUGAAAGACAUGGUUAGUGGUGUUAGGACUAGUCGAGAGAAACCUACUUGGAUAGGAACGACCCUCUGGAAAACAAUGACUGAUUUCUGGGACACUGAGGAAGCACAGGCAAAGAGUCGCACCUACUCCAAGGAAGAGGAAUUGGGAAGACCGGUCAGUUUUGGUGAAGUUUUCAUCAAGACACAUACGAGGCCUGAUGGUACCUUUGUUGAUCUGAAGGCGGAGAAGAUUGCAAGGACAUACGAGAAGAAUGUGCAAGAGAGGUUGUCUGAGCUCGAGGCAGCUAGUUCUGCUGUUUCAGAUGGAGCUUCACGGCCACGGGAGCUCACAGCUGAAGAAUGUACACUAAUAUUUCUGCAGUCCACUGACAGGGAUUCAAGAGGUAAUCCUUAUGGAGUAGGAAGCCUCAAGGAUUCUAUUGUCAAUGGCAAGCGAAAGCAUCCAGGUGACUCCUCUUCCUUUCGGAGCCUGCAAGAACAAUUGAAGGAAGCACAACAAAAGAUAGAAGAGCAGGCUGCGCGUGAAGCUCAGCAGAAGGACAAGCUCGACAACUUCUCCAUGGUGGAGAAGUAUUUGCGCCAAACUGAUCCUCAGUUCCUGAAUUGGAUCGCAAAUCAUUCAGCUCAAGAGACUGCCACAGCCCCUCUCUCAACCUCUCAAUCUCAAAAUAAUCAAGCUACAUCUCCAUCACCAUCUGGUGAAUAGGUUUCUGUUUCUGUCUCUUCCCCCAAGAACUUGGUUUAACUUUUUAGAUUCUGUAGACUUGAACAUGUGUUUUGU
This is a messenger RNA of Arabidopsis arenosa, 1597 nucleotides long. The record is from the annotation of a GenBank genome assembly. NCBI's taxonomy places the organism in Eukaryota, Viridiplantae, Streptophyta, Magnoliopsida, Brassicales, Brassicaceae.